AUGGGUUUGUGUGCUAGCACAGAGUCCACAGGGGACGCGGAGCAGAAGAAGAAGAGCCAAAUGAUCGAUCGGAGAUUGGAAGAGGACUCCAAGCGAUUACGGAAGGAAUGCAAAAUAUUACUACUUGGGUCAGGAGAAAGCGGCAAGUCUACGAUUGUCAAACAAAUGAAAAUCAUCCACCAAAAUGGCUACACACAGGAAGAGCUCGCUUUAUAUCGUCUGACGGUGUACAAGAAUCUUUUGGAUUGCGCAAAAGCGCUCAUAGGAGCUUACCACCAAUUCUCCCUUGAACCCUCCAGCACCAAGGUAAAAGACUUUGUCGAGUUUCUUCUAGAAUACAACAUCGACCCGGAUCCAAACACCCCGCUCGAUUCCAAGGUGGGAGACGCCAUCACGUACAUCUGGAAUGACCCGUGUACGUCCACCGUGCUGGAACAUCAGAAUGAAUUCUACUUGAUGGACUCCGCACCAUAUUUCUUCGAGGAAGCAAAACGAAUAUCAUCUCCAGAUUACAUACCUAAUGUGUCGGAUGUUCUCCGCGCACGAACAAAGACGACGGGUAUCUAUGAAACGCGAUUUACAAUGGGCCAAUUGAGCAUACACAUGUUUGAUGUGGGCGGCCAGCGCAGCGAGCGAAAGAAGUGGAUCCAUUGCUUCGAGAACGUAACGUCCAUUAUAUUCUGUGUGGCUUUGAGUGAAUACGAUCAAGUACUGCUAGAAGAGAGCAAUCAGCUGACUCCUCUGGAGAAUCGAAUGAUGGAGAGUCUUGUCCUUUUCGACUCGGUCGUCAACUCGAGGUGGUUUAUGCGAACAAGUAUCAUCCUAUUCCUGAAUAAGGUGGAUCUUUUCCGGCAAAAACUUCCUCGCUCGCCUUUAAGCAAUUACUUUCCCGACUACUCUGGCGGCAACGAUGUAAACCGAGCGGCCAAGUAUCUCCUUUGGAGGUUUAAUCAAGUCAAUCGGGCGCAUCUGAAUCUAUACCCUCAUUUAACACAAGCAACCGACACGACAAAUAUCCGUCUAGUUUUUGCAGCUGUGAAAGAGACCAUCCUGCAGAACGCCCUCAAAGAUUCGGGUAUUUUGUAA
Messenger RNA from Aspergillus wentii DTO 134E9, 1086 nucleotides. It is a transcript of the gene gpaB, whose product is annotated as guanine nucleotide-binding protein subunit alpha gpaB. Gene Ontology annotation, cellular component: heterotrimeric G-protein complex. The transcript is spliced from 6 exons. Gene Ontology annotation, biological process: adenylate cyclase-activating G protein-coupled receptor signaling pathway. The record is from RefSeq and is a predicted model, not a curated record. Bases 1 to 1086 code for a protein of 361 amino acids. Gene Ontology annotation, molecular function: G protein-coupled receptor binding; GTP binding; GTPase activity. Lineage: Eukaryota; Fungi; Ascomycota; Eurotiomycetes; Eurotiales; Aspergillaceae.